This is a messenger RNA of Sinocyclocheilus grahami, 427 nucleotides long. Its product is annotated as DNA-directed RNA polymerase III subunit RPC7-like. NCBI's taxonomy places the organism in Eukaryota, Metazoa, Chordata, Actinopteri, Cypriniformes, Cyprinidae. The annotation marks the transcript as partial. The record is from RefSeq and is a predicted model, not a curated record. Gene Ontology annotation, biological process: transcription by RNA polymerase III. Gene Ontology annotation, cellular component: RNA polymerase III complex. The transcript has 4 exons.
CAGGCAGCUGCUGAUCAGUGCACACAUUUAUUGGGGUCAGAUGAGGCUGUUUUGGAAGGACAACUCCGUGAAAGUGAUACACUGAACCCGAGACUCGUUUAAGGUAAAGUCAUGGCAGGCAACAGAGGUCGCGGAAGGAGCCAGUUUACCUUCAAUGUGGACACACUCGGAUUCGGGAGGGGUGAUUCUUUACCCACAUCUGCACAUACACCUUCUCCUCUUUUUCCUCCUAUGCAGUUUAGGCCAGUGCCUCUGCAUACAGGAGAAGAGGUGGACUACAUGCUCGCUCUUAAGCAGGAGCUGAGAGCCUCCAGCAAGAACCUGCCGUUCCACAUAAAAGCAGCCAGAACAAAGACAGAUGUGGCGCGUUACUCUGAUAAAUAUCAAAAUGGAGAGCCGAAGUACAACUGCAUUGAAUGGAGUCCAG